AAUGAGAUACACCUGAAGUUAAUGAUUGAUGAGCUUCAGUUUUGAGGAUAUAAAAGUAGCGCGCACCUUCCACUGCCGUCACCUCCACUGUCCGCAGCCAUGGCUUUCAAUGGAAAAUACCAGGCGGUCUGUCAUGACAACUUUGAGCAGUUCAUGAAGGCUUUUGGUAUGCCUGACGAAUUCAUCAAGGCGGCCAAAGAUGCCAAGACUGUCACUGAGAUCGUGCAGAACGGCAACUGCUUCAAAGUGACUGAAACCACUGGAGAUCAUGUCCUGGCCAACAGCUUCACCGUCGGUCAGGAGGGCGAACUGACAACGGUGACUGGGGAGAAGGUCAAGGCUACCGUGCACUGUGAGGGCAACAAGCUGAAGGUUAGUCUGAAGGGAGUGGAUUGCGUGACCGAGCUGAUCGGCAACAAGCUCGUCGAUACCAUGACGUUCAACGGCAUCUCUUACAAGAGGACGAGCGAGCGUGUGUAACCGACAGAAGGGUUUUAACAAAGUAAAUAAACCUUUCCUUUCAACAAAUGAAA
Molecule: messenger RNA, 533 nt
Organism: Synchiropus splendidus (mandarinfish)
Lineage: Eukaryota; Metazoa; Chordata; Actinopteri; Syngnathiformes; Callionymidae
Product: fatty acid-binding protein, liver-type-like
Exons: 4
Coding region: 100-480 (126 amino acids)
Biological process (GO): fatty acid transport
Cellular component (GO): cytosol; nucleus
Molecular function (GO): fatty acid binding
Source: RefSeq, a predicted model, not a curated record